Messenger RNA from Drosophila persimilis, 2581 nucleotides. RefSeq names its product low-density lipoprotein receptor-related protein 11. The record is from RefSeq and is a predicted model, not a curated record. Lineage: Eukaryota; Metazoa; Arthropoda; Insecta; Diptera; Drosophilidae. The coding region runs from base 463 to 2403 and encodes 646 amino acids. The transcript has 6 exons. Gene Ontology annotation, molecular function: protein binding.
UACAUUUCAGCUGAAUGCAGUAUUUUUGUUUCGUUUUCAAAAAUCGUUUCGAAACCACAAGAAAAAAGCCACGGAAACAGUGAAGACUCGUGUAAUUACUAAAUUUCUGAUCGUUUGAGUGUCGAGGUGGAAGCAGCUGCUAGUGAAAAUCCGCGCAUAUUGGGCAAAACGCAAAAAUCAAUAAGCGAGAAAUUUUGUAAACACGCCAAGCCCCCGAACAGCCUCUGCGCUCCUCCCCCUCCCCACCAGUGAACUGUGACCGCCAUCCGCCCCAAAAAGAGCCAUUAGCCAUUGCCUGCCCCAUCAGCCAGCGUGACGGUAGAAGAAACCAUUGGUUUUGGUUAGCUGGCUAACCACAGCCAUCAUCAUCAUCGCUGAUCAUCGAUCGUGGAUCGGCAGUCGCUAAACGCUAAUCGUCAAUUGCUAAUCGGGGGAUCGUAUCUGUUACGUUACGCCUUUCAAAUGUUUUCCAAUCUGCCUCUGGCUGCGCUGCUGCUCCCGCUGCCACUGCUGCUCGUCGCGGUGCAGGCAACGGAGUAUGUGAAUCCGCCCCAGUCCUCUCCGUUUGAGCACCGUCUGGCCAAGCGAAUGGACUUGGAGGUGUGCAUAGGCCACUUUGAUGUCCACAAGAACACGAUAAUCCGCACCGGGGAGUCCCAGGCGAUCGGGGGCAAGUACUUGCAGGGCCUCGAGCUGGACACCAUUGAGGAGUGCGAGCGGCUGUGCUGCGAGACGGACGCCUGCGACGUGUACAUCUUCGAGCGGAAAGCCGGUGGCUACUGCUACCUGUUCGAGUGCGGUCCGCCAGAGAACUUCCACUGCAAGUUCACGCGGCACGCGAACUACACGAGUGCCGUGCUGACGCCCCAGCCCCAGGCCGCGCCCGCCGACGUCGCCAGCACCCCACGACCCCAGCUGCCGCACAUUCCCAGCAACAAUAUCUCGCAGCAGGAGUGGGAGCUCAGCAACCUCAAGCUUAAGCCGGAAGCGCGGGACAAGCCAGCGGUAUCCACGGCAGCGGCUGCGACUGCAGCUGCCACUGCCUCUGCCCCCACAUUGGGUGUGGCCCAGCCGGCGGUGGCCCCGGUCCAAAGUGCUCCCAUCAACCAUUGUGGUCGCUUCCAGUUCACUUGCCACUCGGGCGAAUGCAUCGCUGUCUACAACGCCUGUGACGGCAUACCCCAGUGCGAAGAUGGCAGCGACGAGGGACCGGAAUGCAUUACCGUUUCGUCGCCGGUCACCAAGCCCACGAGCAGCAACCUGGAUCCGGUCAAGCCCAUGGUCCAGCAAUACCUACCUGUUCCGCCCAUUCAGCAGCAGCUGCAGGUUCCAGCUCAGCAGUUGCAGUCGCAGCCACAGACACAGCCGCAGUUGCUGUCGCCGCAACAGCAGCAACAUGUUAUAGUUCUGGGUCCACCGCCACCACCUCCGCCACCCCCACCGAUGGUUAACAAUCGCGAGGAUGCCGCCGCUUGGGCCAAUCGCAAGAUAAUAGCCGAUGGGCAGCAACCACUACCUCAGCAACAGCCUCAGCAGCAAGUCCAUCUGGCGCAACCCCAGGGAGAGAUGUUGAAUGCAGAUGAGCAGAGCCACAUAUUCAGUCAUAAAGGGGGGCUCCAGUUGCAGCAGGCGACGAGUGGCCAGGCACAGGGGCAGGUUCAGGUUCAGGGGCACUCAGCACAGCUCCAAUUGCCCGGCUACGACAAUAAUCAAGCUCUGGCGGCUGGCCCUUUGUAUGGGAUGUCACUCCCGCGCUCCGGAAUGUAUUUGUCGCCGCCGCAGCAACAGCAACUGCCACAGCAAGCAUCCCCUGUCCAGCAGCAGAGUGCGGUAUGGCCCCAAGUACAGGCGCAACCAGCUCCAAUGGCACCUCAAAAACAGAGCCAUGUCUACGGGUCGGCUCCACGUAUGCCCGCCCAACAGCAGGCUAUGCUGCCUGUCCUGAAUGCAGCGCCCACACAUGGCAAGAGCCAGGGACCGGCAGCUGACGAAGACUAUGAUGAUUACGAGGAGGAAAAGUCCACAGAAGCUCCAAAGAAGAAGCAACGCAAGCACAAAAAGGUCAAAUCAAAGACCCCCAAGGACCCCAUAGAGCUGGCCCUCGAGCAAACACAACAGCAGCAGCAGGAAGUACCCGCUCUGCCCGUUCCUGCUUCGCCCGUGCAUGAGCAAUACAAGAUGAUCCACGAGAACCUGGCUCUGGAGUUUCGCGAUCACGAUGGUCACUCGGAGCGUCCUGGCGGAGCUGUGCUUUCCUUAACGUUCGGCCUGCUCGUGACUGCCGCCCUGGCCAUUCUCAUCGGCUGCCGGAUGCGGACAGUGGGCCGAAGGGCUCGACGUCUGGGCGGAAAGACGCCCUACUCACAGGAGGCGGAUUUCCUGGUCAACGGAAUGUACCUCUAAGGGCUGCAACACAGGCCAGGGACGGGAAAUUCCCAGAUUAUCUGAGUUGUUCCAUGAGCGUGCGCUGAUCUUCGUGCGGGGGAACGUGUCGGUACUUAUAUUUAUGAGUAAUACUAUAAUGAGAUACAUAUUUUAUAUAAACAAAUGUACGAGUAUAUCAAAUUAAAGUGAACUUAAA